Galleria mellonella (greater wax moth) is the source of this 2782-nucleotide messenger RNA. RefSeq lists its product as uncharacterized. The coding region runs from base 634 to 2505 and encodes 623 amino acids. Lineage: Eukaryota; Metazoa; Arthropoda; Insecta; Lepidoptera; Pyralidae. The transcript has 2 exons. The record is from RefSeq and is a predicted model, not a curated record. Gene Ontology annotation, molecular function: protein dimerization activity; DNA binding.
ACCCCAAUAAAUUGUUGCAUGUGACUGAUGAUGUGAGCAUGUUCGUUUCAUAAUAAAAAUGUUGCCAGGUAACCAAAAAGUCGUAUGUUUUUGUGCGAAUUACGAUCAUAAUCUUUACGAUCGUACAUUAAAAAAUAGACAAAUAAUAGUAUGAGUACGAUUUAAAUCGUAUAUCUGUCAACCCUGCUAGCAAGACAGCGACAAAAUCACGUUGCAUAACAAUGUAGCCCAAGCUUAUAUCUUAUGAAAUAUACGGAAGAGAUACGGACUUAGAAAAAACAGAAAUGUUGUUCUUUGUGGAAGUCAUUGAUGAAAUUCUAUGUAUUUUAGCCCGCAAACUUUCUUCAAACAAAAACAGCGCCAUCUAGUAUCGAGUUCUGUAAUUAUCUCUUUGUUUAUGGAUUUGAAGUAAGACCGCCACGCAUGCAAUACAUUAUGACUGGGGAUUCCCCUAUUCGUCGACGCUGAAUAUGAGGCGACGACAAUCACUGUCAAACGUGUUCACUAUUACUCUGACUCUGGUAACGUGACUUCCUGGUAACGUGUUAGGUAGGAAAAGCAGUAAAAAAGUGCAUAUUAAGGGAGCAGAUUUGAAAUAAUAUUUAUACUUAACAAGAAAUAAUUAAAGGUUCAAUGGGGAGACCUAAAGAUUUACGCAUAUGGGAGCACUACCGUACUUUACCAAACAAGUCUGUUUCUUGCAAGCUUUGUAAUAAGGUCUACAAAUUCAGUAAUGCUGCCAAAAUGCUUCAACAUCUUAUCACUUGUCCAAAAUCUCCAGAAACAUUAAAAGACUCUAUGAAACUUAUAAAAGAUAGCUCGUCCAAAACCAAAAUGUCUGGACUGUCAGAGAUAGAGACAAAUGAUUCUUUUAUAAGCCCCUCGUCGUCUGCUAACACUACAAUAAAUGCUGAGUUUCAAGACACCGAUGAUCAUAUAAAAACAGAAUUAGCGAGAGCUAUAUUUGUAACAGGGACGCCAUUAUCGAUGGUGCAACAUCCUUUAUGGAUACAAUUUUUCGAAAAAUUGCAACCAAAAUUUAAAAUACCUUCACGUAAAGCUUUAGCGACAAAAUACUUAGAUAAAAUAUAUAGAGAAAUGCGUUUUGAGUUAAAUGAGGAACUAAAUGCUUGUAGUUACUUACACCUUCAGUGCGAUGGCUGGUCUAAUUUAAGAAAUGAAGGAAUAAUAAACUUUCUUAUAUCAAAACCUCAACCUGCAUACGUUAAAAGUUUGAAUACAGAAAGUAAUCCUCACACUAGUGAAUACCUUAGCCAAGAAGUUGAAAAAGUAAUGAAAGUGUAUGGAGCAAAUAAGUUUCUUGUACUUAUUGGCGAUAACGCUAGAAAUAUACAAAAGGCAUUCGAAUUAACAAAACUCAAAUAUCCACAUGUUGUUCCUCUCGGUUGCUGUGCACAUAUCCUUAACUUGUUGUGCCAAGAUAUUGUAAAGAUACAAGAAGUAACUGUGUUUAUUAUGCAAGCCAUAAAUAUAAUAAAAACUGUUAAAAGGAGUCAACGAUUAAGUUCCUUGUUGAUAAAAUCAAGGCAGGGUGAAGAUUCUACACAAACACUAAAAUUGCCUUGUGCUACAAGAUGGGGAAGUCAUGUUACUUCGUUAAAAAGUUUGAAAGCAAAUAAGAUAGCUUUGCAAAUAUUAACAGUUAGAGAAGAUGUGGUAAUUUCAAGAGAUAUUAAAGAUUUAAUUCUAAGUGAUGAUUUCUGGACGAAGACAGGGGAAUGUAUAAGUAUUUUGGAACCAGUCACUGAAAGCAUAUUUUACUUAGAGAGCGACCAGAAUCGUUUGCAUCGCACAUACAUUACAUUUAGAGAUGUACAAGCUAAGAUACGUUUUGCAUUAAAUGAGAUUUCGACAUUGAGCGAAGAAAGCAAACAGCAGAUUCUAACAUCAGUAUCUUCAAGAUGCAAUAUGGCAAUGAGGCCAAUACAUUUUGCAGCAUAUAUUCUAGACCCCAGGACUCUAGGAGUCGAACUUACUCAAGAGGAAGAACUUAAGGGUAUGGAGUUUAUCUACAAUUUAAGCCAACACUUAAGUUUGUCAAAUGUAAUGGCAGAUUUGGCGUGUUAUAAAGCUAAAGAAAACUUUUGGGCCAGAGGAUUUGUAUGGAGCUCAUUAGAUAGCAUUGAGCCCCUAAUAUGGUGGAAAGGUAUUUGUGGUUCCACUGAGUUAAGCAAAGUAGCGAUUCGUAUUCUAUCAGCUCCCUGUACUUCGGCAGCCACUGAGCGUUCCUUUAGUAUCCAAGGCUACAUACAUAAUAACAAAAGAAAUCGACUUACAACUGAAAGAACUGAAAAAAUUUCAUUCAUUUGUUAUAACUGGAAUCUUAAACAUAAAGCUGAAUGCGAGGACAUUCAGUUUAAUGAAGAAAAUACCUUAGAAGCUUUCAUUGAGCAAGUAAAUGAACAUAACAGUUUAGACGAAAUAGAGCCUAUCGAACCUAUACAAUUCAUCGCUUGUAAUAACUCUGAAUCUGACAGUGAUUGACUGUAGUUUUACAUUUUACUUUCAUCUCUUUCUUAAUAAACUCAAAAUCAAAUUAAAAGUUUUUUAUUCUGUAGGCUGCAUAAUAAUAUUGUCUAUGUCCAGUAUAGUGGACGUCUUGCGGCUGAGAUGACGAUGAUGAAGUACAAAAUCAUAAACACCCAAAAAUUUGGGUGUUUAUGGGGUUUAAACCCAAUAAACCCAAAACACCCGGUUUUUACCCACCAGACUUUAAACCCACCCAGGUGGAUUGCCCAUCUCUAGUCGUAUCAUUAGUUUU